AUGUUAGCGCUAGGGGAAGACAGGGGUCCUGUAAAUGUGUCAAAUUCGAGUGGACUUUCUAUCAAUGCCCCUGUGUUUUCACCUGCUCUUGUUCCAAGUACUAAUGAAUUGAGGGAAAAUUCUGGAGUGGUGGAUGUUACAUUUUGUCUUUCUGAUGUGGGCCCAGACGUUCAAAUUCUCCUCUGCACGGCUCUGAUUCAAGUAAGAGAUAUUUGGGGUAACUAUCAGACCUGUAGAUGUCUUUUGGAUAGCGGAAGCCAGGCUUCGCUUAUUACAAAUGAGUGUAUUGAAAAAUUGGGCUUGCACAGGAAAAAGGCCAAUGUUCGUAUUUCGUGUUUGGGUGCUUCCGAUACGCGUACAAAUGGGAUUGCUGAGAUUCAAUUCACCUCACAUUUCCCAUCUCAAAAGUCCUUUGAAGCGCCCGUGUAUGUGGUUAACAAAAUUGUAGGUAUGCUACCACAUCACAACUUAGAUUCCUCAAUGUGCGAAUUAUUUGGGGAUAUUUCUCUGGCUGAUCCAACAUUUUACAAGAGUGGUCCGAUUGAUGUACUUCUCGGUAUUGACCUUACUUUGCCAUUGCUAAAGGGUCAAACGUUAUCGUUAGGUAAGGAUAAACCAUUUGCCAUUCGUUCAGAACUGGGUUGGAUAAUUGGCGGUAAGGCUAAUUUUGGUGAUCAAAAUUCUCUUCAUGUAAAUAAUAUUCAGUUAGUGUCAGAUCAUCUAAUCAAUAAAUUUUGGGAAUUAGAUUCUGUACCAUGUGCUAAACCCUUAACUUCUUUAGAAAAGUCGUGUGAAGAUCAUUUCGCAAAGACACAUUCUAGGGAUGAGAAUGGCAGAUAUACAGAAAGGUUACCAUUUCAUACACCUCCCACGCGGUUAGGUGAUUCAAAACAAAAUGGAAUUCGUAGGCUAAUCAGCGUGGAACGCCAUCUCAUUUCUAAUCUAGAAAAAUACGAACUCUAUCGCAAAUUCAUGAAGGAAUACCUUGAUCUAAAGCACAUGGAGCUGGUUCCAGAUUUUGAAAUUAAUAACAUCAAUAGUUUGUACCUCCCUCAUCACGGAGUUGUUAGAAACACUAGCUCUACAACUAAGCUCCGCGUCGUCUUCGACGCUUCAUGUAAAACCUCGUCUGGACUUUCUUUAAACGAUUUGCUCAUGGUUGGACCAAGAGUACAGCCAGAACUUUUCCCUAUCCUGAUUCAGUUUCGACUUUUCAAUGUAGCCAUUUGCGCUGAUGUGGAAAAGAUGUUCCGCCAGAUUAAAGUUCAUGAGGAAGACGUAGACUGGCAAAGAAUUCUUUGGAGGGAGUCUCCAAACGAACCAAUAAAAGAAUAUCGUCUAACUACUGUUACCUACGGAACAUCCUCAGCACCAUUCCUCUCCACGAGAACCUUACGACAGCUUGCCAUAGACGAACAAGAGAAUUUUCCAGCCGCUUCAAGAGCUACCCGUUGUCACUUUUAUGUAGAUGAUUUGCUGAGUGGGAGUGCGACAAAGAAGGAAGCCAUUCAACUGGUAUCCGAGCUGCAGGAGAUGAUGAAAAAGGGAGGCUUUUCUUUACGUAAAUGGGUGUCAAACGAUCCCGACGUACUGGCAACCAUUUCAAAAGAAUUACAGGCAAUUGAUUCAAAACACACGAUCAACGAUGACCAACCUGUCAAGAUUCUGGGAAUAGCUUGGCUUCCAGAUGUUGACAAGUUCACCUUUAUCAUCACCGUCAAUGAGAUGGACGUAUGGACUAAACGUAAGGUACUUUCUGAAGUCGCUAAAAUCUUUGACCCCUUGGGCUGGUUGGCACCUACAGUUAUCAUUUCCAAAAUCUUCCUCCAAGAGCUGUGGAGUCAUCAUCUAAGCUGGGACGAGGAGCUACCUGAUUCUCUGGCAAAGCAGUGCAGAACAUUUCAAGAACAGCUUCCUGUACUUACAAAUAUCAAAAUUCCAAGCUGUAUUCUCAUUCCCCAGGCUUCAGACGUGCAAGUACACGGAUUCUGCGACUCUUCAGAGAAGGCCUAUUGCGCAGCUAUAUAUAUUCGUUCCCAGGAUGUAACCCUAGCUGUGACAUCCAGACUGCUAAUAUCCAAGACGCGUGUCUCUCCAGUAAAACCGCAGUCUUUACCUCGAUUGGAACUCUGUUCUGCUUUACUUCUUGCCAAUUUGUUGCAAGCUACCUUGCCAACGCUAACUGUGCCAAUCUCUGAGACAUUUGCGUGGUCUGAUUCCAAGAUCACACUGGCAUGGCUGAAGUCUGAAUUAAGAAGAUGGCAACCGUUCGUAGCUAAUCGAGUAGCACAAAUUCAAGAGCUGACUCCUAAUGUGCACUGGAACCAUGUGAGCGGUCUGGAGAAUCCUGCUGAUUGCGGAACAAGAGGGAUUCCUCCAACUAAACUAGAAAGGUGCGACUUGUGGUUCAACGGACCUGAUUGGCUAAGGAGUUCUACUUUUCCUAAUGGAGGGUUUGAGGAUAAUCCAGAAUUGCAAAAAGACAUGUCUGUAGAAGCUAAAGGAACAUCCAAGCUGAUUCUUAGAGUUCAAGAUUGA
Messenger RNA from Uloborus diversus, 2538 nucleotides. RefSeq lists its product as uncharacterized. Gene Ontology annotation, biological process: proteolysis. NCBI's taxonomy places the organism in Eukaryota, Metazoa, Arthropoda, Arachnida, Araneae, Uloboridae. The record is from RefSeq and is a predicted model, not a curated record. Gene Ontology annotation, molecular function: aspartic-type endopeptidase activity. Bases 1 to 2538 code for a protein of 845 amino acids. The transcript has 2 exons.